Molecule: messenger RNA, 1469 nt
Organism: Corylus avellana
Lineage: Eukaryota; Viridiplantae; Streptophyta; Magnoliopsida; Fagales; Betulaceae
Product: autophagy-related protein 18a-like
Molecular function (GO): protein binding
Source: RefSeq, a predicted model, not a curated record
AUGAGCGUCAACUUCGCAAUCAAAGAUUAAUUAAAAGAUGUAAGUGGGAGAGAGUGUGCUCAAAACUAACCUUAAAUCCCUCUCGUCUCCGACUCUUGACUCCAAUUCUCCCAUGCCUCUGCAACCAAUCGAACCCCAUGGCAGCGGCCAAAACCCUAAACCCAACAUCCCGGCGCCGAAUGACCCGUCGGCGGUGCUCCACCUGUCGUUCUUCGGCGACAGCGGGUGCUUCGCGGCGGGUAUGGACCGCGGCUUCCGGAUCUUCAGCUGCGACCCGUUCCGCGAGAUAGUCCGCCGAGAAGCCGACUUCGGGGGAAUCUCCGCCGUAGAUAUGCACUUCCGGUAUACGAUCAUGGCCAUCGUCGGCGGCGGGCCCCACCCGAACUACCCGCCCAACAAGGUCAUGCUGUGGGACGACCACCAGGGCCGGUGGAUAGGUGAGCUCUCGUUCCGGACCGAGGUCCGGUCCGUCCUGUUCCACCGAGACCGGGUCGUCAUCGUUUUGGAGCACAAGGUGUACACGUACAACCUCUCGGACCUGAAGCUGCUCCACCAGUUAGAGACCACCUCGAACCCUAAGGGCCUCUGCGCGGUCUCGCAGUCGGCCGGGUCGCUGGUCAUGGUCUCCCUCGGGUUGCAUAAGGGCGAGGUUCGGGUCGACCACUUCGCGGCGAAAAGGACCAAGUUCAUCAUGGCGCACGACUCGAAGAUCGCGUGCUUUGCGCUUAACCCGGACGGCCGGUUUCUCGCGACGGCGAGCUGUAGGGGGACUCUGGUCCGAGUUUUCAAUACUGUCGAUGGAUCACUGCUUCGCGAGUUAAGGAGGGGUGCAGAUAGAGCAGACAUCCACAGUUUGGCAUUCUCUUCAACUGGCCAGUGGUUAGCUGUCUCAAGUGACAAGGGGACUGUCCAUGUUUUCGACCUUAAUGAUAAUACUAAAACGCCAGGGAAUAGCAAUUCACUGUGUGCAUCUGAUUCUAAUCUUGCAGUUACACAAUCAAGAUCAUUUCGCUCUCUUGUUAAAGGAGUUUUGCCCAAGUACUUUAGCUCAGAGUGGUCAUUUGCCCAGUUUCGCCUGCCUGAGGGUUCUCACUACAUUGUUGCUUUUGGUCAUCAAAAGGAUACGGUGGUAAUACUUGGCAUGGAUGGAAGCUUCUAUCGAUGUCAAUUUGACCCAACAAAUGGAGGAGAGAUGACACAGCUGCAAUAUCAAAACUUUCUGAAGCCGGAAGAAGCCUUUUGAUGCUGAGUAUAAAAUAUUUCUUAGUAUAUGUGACAUUCUUCUACUUUUUUUCUUUUCGUGAUUUGGGAUAUGGGAAUCAUGAGGUAAAUAUUUUUGGCUUUAUAUAAUAUUUUCUUGCUGUUUCUUCCCCUUUUUUGGGAUGUUGAUAAUCAUGUUGUAAAAAUGUGUACAGUCUGCUACUGGCCUUCCCAAAAAUAAAGGAAAUAUUGGCUCUAAUAUUUUUCUC